UCUAAAAAUGUUUGUAUUGUUCAACCCAACGGAUUGGGUUGAGAUGGUGGGGUCAAAAUGGUGGGUUUAAAGCUGGAGUCUCAGGCACUCUAAAAUCUGCUGGCGAGCACACUCACACCACGUGGGUCUGCCUGCCUGGUUCACUCAGCCACAGCCCUUCUUCCCAGGCUACCAGGCAUGUCAGAUGCCCAUGCUCUCUGGCAUCUCCCGCCUGCCCCACCCAGGGGGAAACAGUGGGCCCACUGUGACCCUCACAGGAUUCUGGUGGCCUCACAAUGUCCCCCUGAGGUCACCACAGAGAUAAUCUUACCACCCCCUGCACCUGAGGCACAAAUCUGCUGAGGCCAGCGUGGGUGAUCAUCCUUGGUCCUCCUUUUGGCCACCCAGGGCAAGGCUAGGGCCAGAGCCCUACAAGAAAGCCUCUGAGGGAACCAGGAACUGGGACGCACCUCCCCGACUCAGGAGUAACCCAGGGGAGACUUCCAGCCGCCAUCCUGGAGGUCCUCGCACCCAGUUCCCUUCACCCAGCGCAAGAAGAGAUGCAGAAAGACACCUCACUGCCUCCCCCAUCUGGGCCCUGGGCGUCAAACCCCGCCCUGGAUGCAGGCCGGGAGGCCAGCGCAUCCGGACUCCCAAGCGAGAGCGAGCCUGGGCGCCGCGCCUCCUCCAAAGCCCACCAAAAGCUCAGCAUAUCCAAGGUGAUCCUGGGGGUCGUGGCAGACAAGGGGGCUCGCAACCGCGUAUCCCUGGCCACGCUGAAGAAGGCCGUUGCCACCAGGGGCUACAACAUGACCCGCAACGCCUGGCGCUUCAAGAGAGUGCUCAAGGGGCUGGUGGACAAGGGCAUGCUCAAACAGGUGACAGGCAAGGGGGCCACAGGCUCCUUCCUCAUGAGCAAGAACCCUGCCUCCAGGUUCAAGCUCAAGGGCAAGAGACGGCAACAGCAGCGGCGGCGGCGGCGGCAGUUGGGGCAGCGCCGGCCUGGGCGGCACCAGCCCGGGCAGCGCCGGUUGCUCGUGGGCUCCAAACAGGGGCACAAGCGGCUCAUCAAGGGGGUUCGCAGGGCGGCCAGAUGCCGCCGCAGUUAGCAAGGCAGGCUGAGCAGGCAGGCAGGGGUGCCGGGCCCGUCACAGGCUCAGUGCAGGGAGAAUAAAAGGAGCCUCACUUAUUUCA
This is a messenger RNA of Hippopotamus amphibius kiboko, 1173 nucleotides long. RefSeq names its product spermatid-specific linker histone H1-like protein. NCBI's taxonomy places the organism in Eukaryota, Metazoa, Chordata, Mammalia, Artiodactyla, Hippopotamidae. Bases 540 to 1088 code for a protein of 182 amino acids. Gene Ontology annotation, molecular function: DNA binding. The record is from RefSeq and is a predicted model, not a curated record. The transcript has a single exon. Gene Ontology annotation, biological process: nucleosome assembly. Gene Ontology annotation, cellular component: nucleosome.